Messenger RNA from Python bivittatus (Burmese python), 1944 nucleotides. The record is from RefSeq and is a predicted model, not a curated record. Lineage: Eukaryota; Metazoa; Chordata; Lepidosauria; Squamata; Pythonidae.
AUGUGGUUGCAUCAAUGCUAUAAUCUCUCUCUCUCUCUCUCUCUCUCUCUCUCUCUCAAAACAUUUCAGACGCUGUAUAAAACACAAGUUCGGGAACUUAAAGAAGAAUGUGAAGAAAAGACCAAACUUUGCAAAGAAAUACAGCAAAAGAUACAAGAGUUACAAGAAGAGAGAGACUCCUUGGCGGCACAGCUGGAGAUAACAUUAACAAAGGCAGACUCUGAGCAGCUGGCUCGCUCUAUUGCCGAGGAACAAUGUUCCGACUUAGAAAAAGAGAAGAUCGUGAAAGAAUUGGAGAUCAAAGAAAUGAUGGCAAGGCACAAACAGGAGCUUGCUGAAAAAGAUGCCACCAUAGGAUCUUUGGAAGAAGCAAAUAGAACGUUAACUAGUGAUGUGGCAAACCUUGCAAAUGAAAAAGAAGAGCUGAAUAACAAAGUUAAAGAAGUUCAAGAAAGGCUUGCCCAUCUGAAUGAAGAGGAAAAUGACACAGAAUUGCUAAAGACUCAGUAUGAGAAACAGCUGGCUUAUGAAAGAACAAUGAAAACACAGGCUGUGAAUAAGUUAGUGGAAGUUAUGAAUCGUAAGAAUCCAGUCCAACGAGGAGCUGACCCAGAUGUCAGAAGAAAAGAAAAGGAGAACAGGAAACUGCAUAUGGAGUUGAAAACUGAACGGGAAAAAUUAACUCAGAUGAUGAUUAAAUAUCAGAAAGAGAUCAAUGAAAUGCAAGCUCAAAUAGCAGAAGAGAGCCAGAUACGAAUUGAACUACAAAUGGCUCUAGACAGCAAAGAUAGUGAUAUAGAACAGCUUCGCUCCCAGCUCCAAUCAAUACAUAUUGGCUUAGACAACAGCAGCAUUUGUGGCCCUAGUGAAGUAGAAACGGAUGAUGGUUUCCCUGUUCGUAUCACUCAGUCCCACACUUCAGAGUCUAUGUCUUUUACCUACCAACGCUCUUCUACCUCUGUCAGUAUUGCCACUAAGCCUUCCAGCUCUUGUAUGUUUCUCAGUUCUGAUUCUGACUCUGAGGAAGAACCAUUGUCUUCUGCACAAGUCCCUUCAGAACCUGACAAUCCAGAGUCACGACUCGAGGGAUGGCUAUCAUUGCCUGCUAGAAACAACACAAAGAAAUUUGGUUGGGUAAAAAAGUAUAUAGUUGUCAGCAGCAAGAAGAUAUUAUUCUAUCAUAAUGAACAAGAUAAGGAACAAUCCAACCCAUAUAUGGUACUGGACAUAGACAAACUCUGCCACGUUCGACCUGUCACAAAAACGGAUGUGUACAGAACGGAUUCGAAAUAUAUUCCCAGGAUUUUCCAGAUCCUAUAUGAUAAUGAAGGAGAAAGUAAAAAAGAACAAGAAUUUCCUGCAGAGUCGUCAGGGGAAAAGUCAAAUUAUAUUUGCCACAAGGGACAUGAGUUUAUACCUACCCUUUAUCAUUUUCCAACCAACUGUGAAGCUUGCAUGAAGCCUUUGUGGAAUAUGUUCAAACCUCCUCCUGCCCUUGAAUGUCGCCGUUGCCAUAUCAAAUGCCAUAAAGACCACAUGGAUAAAGAAGAAGAAAUAAUAGCACCUUGCAAAGGUAACUUUAAAAUAAGUAAAAUAAAGUGAUUGCAAGUUAGUCCAUGGAAAAACUUCAGAGUCCAUAGUUAGAUUAAGAUUUCUUAAGAUUAAUCAAAAGUGGCACAGAGGAGGAAUGUGCAGGUUUUCAAAUUUUGCAGAAUUCUACACCAGAGACGCAGAAGAACCAAGGAAAUCCCCUAAUUAGGUCACAUCAUUCGGCCAUAAAACGAGAGAUUUUAGACAGAAUGCCCUCUCUAUUGGCAUUAGAGUGUGUAAUAGAAUUUAGAUGGCCUGUCUUGAUUAUGCUUGGCUGAAUUGUUCCAAAAGCUAAUGCUAUGAAAAAUCUUGCUAAAAUUCUGCCUGCUAAUUUCAGCUGGAAAGUUACGCAUC